AUGAUUUCAUCUGCCUUCGCUUUUACAUCUGAUCAAUGUGUACAAGCUGCAGCUGAUCCACAAUUAUCGUCAGCUGAAACACAUCUUCUUGCUACUCUUCUCUCACAAGAAGAUCAACUUCACUACCAUCAAAUCAAUAACAUCCAACUUCCACAACACGUUCUCUACAUUCUACAUCAACUUACCUUCACNCGAAAUGAAUGA
Molecule: messenger RNA, 204 nt
Organism: Adineta ricciae
Lineage: Eukaryota; Metazoa; Rotifera; Eurotatoria; Adinetida; Adinetidae
Source: the annotation of a GenBank genome assembly